This is a messenger RNA of Penaeus vannamei (Pacific white shrimp), 1146 nucleotides long. NCBI's taxonomy places the organism in Eukaryota, Metazoa, Arthropoda, Malacostraca, Decapoda, Penaeidae. The record is from RefSeq and is a predicted model, not a curated record.
AUGAGCGAAGAAAGUAAACGAAGAGAGGCACUCAUAUACCAUGCGAAACCCACUCCGGGUAAAAUCAAGGUAGUUCCUACCAAAAAAUAUGCAAGCCAACGCGAUUUAUCCUUGGCGUAUUCUCCAGGUGUAGCAGAGCCUUGUUUGGAAAUCGAAAAAGAUAAAAAUCAAGCUUACAGAUAUACAGCUAAAGGCAAUUUGGUAGCGGUAAUUUCUAACGGAACAGCAGUUUUAGGUUUAGGAAAUAUUGGCCCUGAGGCUUCAAAACCUGUGAUGGAAGGGAAAGGACUGCUCUUUAAAAUUUUUGCAGAUAUCGAUGUGUUUGAUAUUGAAGUAGAUACUGAAAAUGUAGAUGCAUUUAUUGAAACUGUAAAAAAUAUUGCACCAACUUUUGGAGGUAUCAACCUUGAAGACAUUAAAGCCCCCGAAGCGUUUGAAAUCGAAAGACGUUUGAAAGAGGAACUGGAUAUUCCAGUAAUGCAUGAUGACCAGCAUGGUACAGCCAUUAUUUCAGCCGCAGCUUUGAUAAAUGCAUUGGAACUUGCUAAAAAGAAUAUUGAAGACGUUAAAAUUGUAAUUAGUGGUGCGGGAGCUGCAGCAAUUUCGUGUUCACGCUUAUACCAAUCCUGUGGGGCGAAGCGUGAAAACAUGGUAAUGUUAGAUAGUAAGGGGGUAAUUCGUGAUGAUAGGGAUAACCUUACCUCACAAAAAGCAGAAUUCGCUACGCAUAGAAAAAUCGAUACGCUUGAUGAAGCUAUGGUUGAUGCUGAUGUAUUUAUAGGGCUUUCCAUGGCAGACAUAGUUACACCCGAGAUGCUGAAAACCAUGGCGAAAGACCCCAUAGUUUUUGCAAUGGCAAAUCCAAAUCCUGAGAUAAAAUACCAAUUAGCGGUAGAUACGCGCGAUGAUAUCAUUAUGGCCACAGGGCGUAGCGAUCAUCCAAAUCAGGUAAAUAAUGUAUUAGGUUUUCCAUUUAUUUUUAGAGGUGCGCUAGAUGUUCGUGCUUCAAAAAUAAAUGAGGAAAUGAAAAUUGCUGCUGUAAAAGCCUUGGCAGCUUUGGCUAAAGAACCUGUGCCAGAACAGGUAAAUGUAGCUUACGAACAAACCCGUUUGGCAUUUGGUAGAAAAUAUAUCAUUCCUAAACCA